Cataglyphis hispanica is the source of this 2595-nucleotide messenger RNA. It is a transcript of the gene Pka-R1, whose product is annotated as cAMP-dependent protein kinase type I regulatory subunit. The record is from RefSeq and is a predicted model, not a curated record. Lineage: Eukaryota; Metazoa; Arthropoda; Insecta; Hymenoptera; Formicidae. Gene Ontology annotation, biological process: regulation of protein phosphorylation. Gene Ontology annotation, cellular component: cAMP-dependent protein kinase complex. Gene Ontology annotation, molecular function: cAMP-dependent protein kinase regulator activity. The transcript is spliced from 5 exons. The coding region runs from base 348 to 1310 and encodes 320 amino acids.
AACGUCAACGGGAGGAAGCAGCAGCAGCCGCAACAGUAAGCGUACCGACGCUGUCGCGCCGACUGAUAGAGUCGCGCGCGCGUGCUAGAUCGCAUCCGACCUCUAAUUGGAUUCCGUUCGAGGCCUUAUAAAAUCACGGAGGUGGAGGACGAGGACGAGGAAGACGCGAUCGCGAGUGCGGCGACGACGACGAUCCCCUUUUUGCUUUCGCAUUCGCGAGGACUCUCGAGAUAUCGUCGCCAAACUGCGACGCGCGUUGCCGCCGUUUUAUAAGUGUUAUCACGUUUGCGAUAAGACGAGGAAAAGACAAAGAAGAGAAUAAAGGAAGAGGAGGAUCAAGAGGAAUAAUGAACGAGGAACAAGCUCACGAUGCCAAGCAACAGAUCGCCACGAGUCCGGAGGAUACAGAGGACAUGCCCGCGGGCCAACAGGGUCCGCAGGUGCCGCGGCGACGAGGUGGAAUCUCGGCGGAGCCGGUCUCCGAAGAGGAUGCUACCAGUUACGUCAAGAAGGUCGUACCUAAAGACUAUAAAACUAUGGCUGCUCUAAGUAAGGCUAUUGCCAAAAACGUGCUCUUCGCGCACCUGGACGAAAACGAGCGCUCCGAUAUAUUCGACGCGAUGUUCCCGGUGACCUUCCUGCCCGGCGAGGCGAUCAUUCGUCAAGGCGACGAAGGUGACAACUUUUACGUGAUCGAUCAAGGGGAGGUUGAGAUAUUCGUUAAUGGUGAGCUGGCAACGACGAUCGGCGAGGGUGGUAGCUUCGGUGAGCUCGCGUUAAUCUACGGAACUCCACGCGCCGCCACAGUCAGAGCGAAGACCGAUGUGAAGCUCUGGGGCAUCGACAGAGACUCUUACCGCAGAAUUCUCAUGGGUUCUACUAUAAGAAAACGGAAAAUGUACGAGGAGUUUCUCUCCAGAGUUUCAAUCUUAGAGUCUUUGGAUAAGUGGGAAAGGCUCACGGUAGCGGACGCUCUGGAGCCAGUAGCAUUCGAUGAUGGCGAAACGAUAGUCCGACAGGGUGAACCAGGAGAGGACUUUUAUAUAAUUGUCGAGGGAACUGCAGUGGUUCUUCAGCAACGCUCGGAAGGAGAUGAACCCGCGGAGGUCGGCCGUUUAGGACCAUCUGACUAUUUUGGAGAAAUAGCACUGCUACUGGAUAGGCCACGAGCGGCGACCGUGGUGGCCAGAGGUCCGUUGAAAUGUGUGAAACUGGAUCGGGCACGGUUCGAGCGGGUCUUAGGUCCGUGCGCCGACAUUUUGAAACGCAACAUCACCCAGUAUAAUAGUUUCGUGUCCCUUUCCGUGUAAACGGGAUCCUUCGUCUCUCCCUUCUUUCUCCUUCCUCCCUCCGAUCCGAUCAUCGCAGUCAAUCGGUUCGCGCUGACCGAUCAUCAUUGACCUUUCAUCUUUACCAAGGGCUGCAUUAUUUCGCUGUACCGUAUAGUUAACACUUUUUUUUAUUUGAUUAAUAUUUAAGUGAAUUAAUGUGUUAUUGCGAUCAGCUAUCAAUCAGAUAUGUAUACAAAGACGGUAUCGUUAUAAAGAGACGCUAUUAAUAUAUUUACACCGUAAGGCUAUUUACACAUUAUAGCUCGACGUCGACGUGCACGUGAAUUCAUAUUGGCGUUGAUCUCUUCCGCGCGAUCUGUUCCUAUUUGUUACGUGCACGAAAAAAAUUAUUAAUCCGUUAACGCCCGGAAUUUGAUGUAAUAUUGAAGAUUUGGUUUUCAAAAGAAAAUUAAAAAAACGAAGCCUUAUAUUAUUAAUCUUUAUCUUAAUGGAUAAUGAUAGUAAUUAGAUUGUUCAAAUUAAAAAAAAUAUGACAUUUUGUCAAAAUGUGUCCCUCAUCAUCAGAUGACAUCGAGCAUUGACGGAUUAAUCCACGGUUAAUGGCACGUUGUGUGCAUCUUGAAUAUAUUGUAGAGGUCUUUGAAAAUUGCGAGAUAAGAUAUAUCGACGUGAUUUAUAACCGUAUCUCCCAAUACGAGGCUACAAUUUGCAUCAAAGAUGCAGACACGGUUUAUGUUCGCGUCAUCACAUGAAUAGAAUAAAAUCAUGUAUCGAAUUACGUUAAAUUAUUUGAAAAGUAUUUACGAUUUCUAUUAGAAGCGUCAGAAGCGAACAAUUGUAUAAAUCGCCCCCGUUUAUAUGUAAUCAAUAGAAUGGACUGAUAAAAAUAAGACGAAGUUUUUUUUUCCUUUCUGAAAUUCUAUAUUUAUAUAAGUAAUGUUUCUCUCUGCGAAUUCUGAAUCUUGAGCGAAAGCGAGUUUUACGACAAUCGAUUGAAAUUCAUAGCUUUUAAUUUUAAGGAUAGAAAGGGUCUUUAGUCAAUUUUACAAGUCCAUUCUGUUGAAUAUAUAAUGUGGAAAAUAAUAUAUUCCUUCGAAACAUCACGUCAUAGACACAGGAUGUCUACGACGUUAUGUCUAUGACGAUGUCUGCAUCAUAUGUAUGAGUCACAUGUUCGCUUCCAGUAUUGUAAUGUAACGAUAUAGCUGCAGUGAGAGGAGCCGUAAUAUUAUAUAAUGAUUAGAAGAUAGACAUUAAAAAAAAAAUGACGUUUUCUCGUUUACUGUUUUAUAUAUAUUUUAAA